Messenger RNA from Bufo gargarizans (Asiatic toad), 2311 nucleotides. RefSeq lists its product as uncharacterized. Lineage: Eukaryota; Metazoa; Chordata; Amphibia; Anura; Bufonidae. The record is from RefSeq and is a predicted model, not a curated record. The transcript is spliced from 2 exons. Bases 1463 to 2263 code for a protein of 266 amino acids.
GGAUGCAAUGACAAGAAGACAGGCCCAAAAGGAAACCGAAGCCAAUGUGGCCCAAUGGAGCCAAGAUUCCCCAAGUGAGGACCUUAUCGCGAGUCAGAAGGGGGAUCCAGUUAUCGGCAUGUUUUACAAACACAUUGAAGAUCCACAGAAUUGUCCCAUCACUAUGGAAGACUGUGCAGGCAAAGAAGAGUUACGAAUUUUGAUGAAGGGUAAGUCCCAAUUCUCGUUACAGGAUGGAUUGUUGGUAAGAACCUCAAAGAAUGGUAUCUCACAAUGGGUAGUACCCACAGCAUACCGAGGUUUGAUGUUACAACACGCCCAUGACGCCCCAACGGCUGGUCAUCGAGGUGAGAAGUUAACGUAUGAAUUAUUACGGGAUUACGCUUAUUGGCCUCAUAUGUUGCAAGACGUUCGCACAUAUUGUCAAGGAUGUUUAAUAUGCCCUCAAUUCCAGCCGCAAGCACCCACUCAUCGGGCACCGCUGAUGAAAAGGGGGAUGUCCAUGCCAUGGUCAGAUAUCCAGAUUGACUUUAUUGGACCAGUAACAACUUCAUCAAAAGGCAACAGAUAUAUGUUAACCGUGACCUGUCUAUUCACAAAAUGGGUAGAAUGUUUGCCUUGCAAGACUUGCAGUUCAAGUGUGUGUGCGUCUCUACUCAUUAACCACGUGUUUUCCAGGUUCGGUCUUCCCCAACGCAUCGAGUCCGAUCGCGGAAGUCAUUUCACUAGUGAGGUGAUGACAAAAACGUGGGAGAUACUGGGAGUAAAAAGGAAGCUACAUAUAGCUUACCGGCCAGCCUCUAGUGGUGGAGUGGAACGCUACAACCAAACAAUUGUCAACAUUCUAAAGAAAUUUGUUAAUGAAUCCGGUAAGGACUGGGAUGUAAAGUUGCCUCUGGUUCUCAUGGCCAUAAGAGCCACUCCAAGCACAGCAACCAAACUUUCUCCCUUCGAAAUGAUCACAGGAAGGAAGAUGGUGUUACCCCAGCAUUUACUCUACCGGACAACAGACCAAAAUUUGAUAAAUGCUUCAACAGCCCAUCAGUACAUAGAGAAUCUACGUAAGCACCUUCAACAUGCUUUUGCAUUUGCCCAGAAGAAUCUGGAGAAAGCAGCAGUAAGCGCCAAAACCUACUAUGAUCUGAAGACUACUCAAAAGGAGUACCAAAUUUCCGAUCAGGUUUAUCUCUAUAACUUCGCCCGGGAUCAGGUGAAGGAAAGGAAGUUCCUGCCUUCCUGGAAGGGACCCUAUGUCGUCACUGACAAAUUGUCACCUGUGGUCUACAAGAUCAAAAUUCCAAAGGGGGAUGAAUUUAUAGAGAAAUGGGUGCACAUUAAUCAAUUACGUGUUUGUCAUCCUAGGUCACAACUUCGCCAAAUGGAAGGAUUGCCGGAUGAUGAAGAGUAAAGAGAUAACAAGGUUCCAGCUAAAGACGGAAACCCAGGAUUGGUAUAGUGCAAAAUGGCACAGAGGGUUGUUGCCGUUAUCUACAUCGUCCUGAUCUUGGGGAAGGAGUUCCAGGCCGAGCCGAUUGCUGUACCAGGCCCUUCAUCUGGGAUCAUGCUACAGGAUACCACGGGAUUCAUCUUGACGAAUAAGAGGAUUCUAUCCCAAAAGAUCUACGUCAGUUUGGACCCACGUGUCUUCGUCGAGAGACAGUUCAACAUUUCUGAGAUUUCGUCUCCGGAGAUAAAGAUUUGGUAUCAAAUGCACAUCGGCUAUUCCCAAGAAAGAGUUACACAGAUCCUGGAACAGACAAGGAAAACCAUGACCAGAGAACAGUUUUCAACAAGUCGACGACCAAAGCGGUUCAUUUCUGCAAUUACAGCCGCCAUAAUCUUUGCCGUAGUGGGCACUGUCAUUGCCACCGGUGUAUCAGCUGUUAAUUCCAUCUCUAUUAAGACAUUGGAACUUGAGAUCGGUUCACUGAAAAGGAACCUAAUGAGUAUUCAUGCAGAGAUGGAGAACCAGAAAAAACAUUUAUCGGACUUAUAUUCCGUUGUAGAGGAUACUGUCGUCACCACCGACUUUCACUCAAAGUUAUUGACUCAUUCAAUGAAUCUUCAUGAGAGUCACGAACAGUUUAAACAAGAACUAAUGUCUCUAAAGACUCUGAAUGAAGACCCCAUUGUGACAUUCCAAUGUAACCCAACAUCUCUAUUGGAUUACAUUGUAAUGAAGGGGGAUUUUGUUGUGCUUUUUCAUAAGUUUAAACAGUUAUAUUUACUUAUUUUAGUUAUAAUGGGUAUUCAUUGCCUUUAAGAGCAAUGUUGAUUUAUAUUCACUGUUUUGUAUGAAGUUUCAUGUAGG